AUGGCUCUAAAAGUGUUGGUUGGACAAAAAAUUAUGAACGAGGUAGUGAAAUAUAAGCCACCACCACCGAAGAAGGCGGGUGCAGCUGCGGCAGCAGCAGCGAAUAAAUCAAAUUAUGAUUGGCGUGUUCUGGUAGUGGACAAAUUGGGGAUGCGUAUGGUGUCGGCUUGCACUAAGAUGCAUGAAAUUAGUGCCGAGGGGAUUACUUUGGUUGAGGAUAUUAAUAAGAAGCGUGAGCCUCUCCCAACCAUGGAUGCUAUUUAUUUGAUAACACCUUGUCAGGAUUCGGUCGCUGGACUAAUAAGGGACUUUGAGAAUCCAGCCAGGCCGAUGUAUCGCUAUGCUCAUGUGUUCUUUACUGAGGCCGUCCCUGACCACAUUUUUGAAAUGCUAAAAGCCGAAAAGUAUUUUGUUCGACAUUAUUUAGUUAGCUGUAAGGAAAUCAAUAUUGCCUUUAUAGCCUACGAAGAUAAGGUCUACUCGCUCGAUUCGCCAGACAGUUUUCAGUGUUUGUACUCACCGGCAUUCGCUUCGAUACGCGCUAAACACCUCGAGCGCAUUGCCGAGCAAAUUGCCACUUUGUGCGCUACGCUCGGCGAGUAUCCGAUGGUGCGAUAUCGCAUGGAUUGGGAUCGCAACAUCGAUCUGGCUGCUGUGGUGCAGCAGAAACUCGAUGCGUACAAGGCUGAUGAGCCAACGAUGGGCGAGGGUCCCGAGAAGGCACGCUCGUGCUUAUUAAUUAUGGAUCGUGGGUUCGAUUGUGUCUCACCUAUGUUACACGAAUUAACUUUGCAAGCGAUGGCAUACGACUUACUGCCUAUUGUGAACGACGUUUAUCGCUUUACGCCCGGACCUAAUCAACCAGAAAAGGAGGUGUUGUUGGAUGAGAAUGAUGAUUUAUGGGUGGAAUUGCGUCAUGAGCACAUAGCUGUUGUCUCAACUCAAGUUACACAAAAUUUGAAAAAAUUUACCGAUUCGAAGAGAAUGUCAGCCACUGACAAAGCCUCAAUGCGUGAUUUAUCGCAAAUGAUUAAAAAAAUGCCGCAAUAUCAGAAGGAGUUAUCCAAAUAUUCAACACAUUUGCAUUUGGCUGAGGACUGCAUGAAGGCCUAUCAGAAUUAUGUUGACAAGUUGUGUCGUGUCGAACAAGACUUGGCUAUGGGCACCGAUGCAGAGGGCGAAAAAAUCAAAGAUCAUAUGCGUAAUAUUGUCCCUAUAUUAUUGGAUCAGUCCGUUUCCAACUACGAUAAAGUACGCAUUAUAGCCCUGUAUGUUAUGAUUAAGAAUGGCAUUACCGAGGAAAAUCUCACCAAGCUCUUUACCCAUGCCCAGCUGUCUCCCAGAGACCAGGACAUGGUGCGCAACUUAAGCUUUUUAGGUGUCAAUGUUAUUGCUGAUUCUCGUAAGAAGCAAUACACUGUGCCCCGUAAAGAACGUAUUACCGAACACACUUACCAAAUGUCUCGUUGGACUCCUGUCAUCAAAGAUGUUAUGGAAGACUGCAUUGAGGACAAAUUGGAUCAACGACAUUUUGCUUUUCUAGCUGGACGGUCGCAGAAUACCAAUUAUCAUGCGCCAACCAGCGCCCGCUACGGUCAUUGGCAUAAAGACAAAGCUCAGACCCAGGUUAAAAAUGUGCCACGCCUAAUAGUAUUCAUCGUUGGCGGUGUUUGCAUGUCUGAAAUGCGUUGCGCUUAUGAGGUAACAAAUGCCCUUAAAAAUUGGGAAGUGAUUAUCGGUUCAACCCACAUCUUAACACCAGAAAUAUUUUUAAGCGACUUGGGCUCUUUGUCUAAAGAGGAUUAAAAUAAAUGAAUUAUUUAAAAAAGCAAAAAGAAAAACAUUACAAAAAGACAUUUGCAAAAAAUAUAAAAAACAAAAAAAAAAACAAAAAAAUAAGAAGCUAAUAAUCAUUAAUUAAGAUAACAAUUUCAAUAAAUAUCUAUUAAACAUAAAUGUUUCAAAUAUAUGCACAUGGUAAACAGACGAUCCAAAUAGAGAAAUUACUUAACUUAAAUUAAAUAUGAAGUAAUGAAGUCUUCUAAAAAGUAUUUGUUUUUUUUUUUUAACAACAUUCUUUUUUGAUUUUUUUAUCCGUGUUAACCUAUAUCUUCUGAAUUAUAUUUAAAGUAUAUAUAUAUACAAAUAUAUAUAUAUAUAUAUAUAUAUAUAUAUAUAUAUAUAUCUAUAUAUCAUAUCUAUUAUAUAUAUUAUAAAUCUGUAGCAAUAUUAUAAUUAUUACGCUACAGUCAACUGUAUUUCUAGACGAAGAAAGUUUACCAAAAAAAUUUCAAGAAAGAAAACAAAGUAAAGAUUUGGAAAAUAAUUU
Glossina fuscipes is the source of this 2329-nucleotide messenger RNA. It is a transcript of the gene Rop, whose product is annotated as protein ROP. The record is from RefSeq and is a predicted model, not a curated record. Gene Ontology annotation, biological process: intracellular protein transport; vesicle-mediated transport; neurotransmitter secretion. Gene Ontology annotation, molecular function: syntaxin binding. Gene Ontology annotation, cellular component: secretory granule; plasma membrane. The transcript is spliced from 10 exons. The coding region runs from base 1 to 1806 and encodes 601 amino acids. NCBI's taxonomy places the organism in Eukaryota, Metazoa, Arthropoda, Insecta, Diptera, Glossinidae.